This is a messenger RNA of Olea europaea var. sylvestris, 859 nucleotides long. RefSeq names its product U1 small nuclear ribonucleoprotein C-like. Lineage: Eukaryota; Viridiplantae; Streptophyta; Magnoliopsida; Lamiales; Oleaceae. Bases 164 to 691 code for a protein of 175 amino acids. Gene Ontology annotation, cellular component: U1 snRNP; nucleus. Gene Ontology annotation, molecular function: zinc ion binding; pre-mRNA 5'-splice site binding. The transcript is spliced from 6 exons. Gene Ontology annotation, biological process: spliceosomal snRNP assembly; mRNA splicing, via spliceosome; mRNA 5'-splice site recognition. The record is from RefSeq and is a predicted model, not a curated record.
UAACCAAAUCUUCUCCCAAUGAAUAAUUUUAGGUUGGCGUGCUUGAGAGCAAUAUAAUAAGUGUCAGUGGAGUAGGCUUUAUGGUUUUUUUCCCAUUUGAGUACGUCGUCUUGCGUAUUGAAAUUCAUCCAAAGAUUGUUAAAGAAGUUCUUCGUAACACAUAAUGCCCAGGUAUUAUUGUGAUUAUUGUGACACCUACUUGACACACGAUUCCCCUUCUGUUAGAAAACAACAUAACGCGGGAUACAAACAUAAGGCAAAUGUGCGUACUUAUUAUCAACAAUAUGAGGCACAAUUGAACCAAAGUUUGAUUGAUCAAAAGGUCAAGGAGCAUCUUGGGGCAUUUAGGCCUCCUGUUGCUCCAUACCCUCAGAUGAGACCUGGUCUACCAAUUCUACCUACUCCAAUGCCGAUUCCAGGGGCUCAGUUUCCAGGUUUUAGGCCUCCAGUUUUGCCAAGGCCCAUGCUUGGAGCUCCUGGUUAUAUGGCUCCUCCACCUGGUCAAGCAAAUGGUUUUCAAAUGCCCGCAAGUGCUCCUCCUCCGACGGUUUCUGGAAGUGCGGGAAUGCCUACUAGUGGUGCCCCACCAAUGUUUACUCCCCAAAUGUAUCCAGGGAAUGCCUCUGUACAAACAACUGGAGGCAUUGAUGGUUCUAAUACGGAUGCUCAAGCUCCCGAGACUGAUCAGUAAUAGGAUACUUGUGCAAGGAAUUUAGUGGUCCCAUAAAGAUGGCCUUUGUUCUUAUAGGCCCGUAGACGAUUGCUGAAAUCAUUAUUUGAGAGAGGCUUUGGAACUGUUAAAGAUGUACUGUGAUCUGUAAUGUUUCCUUGAAAUGAAUGUGUGAACUUUUGAAUCUAA